Molecule: messenger RNA, 1002 nt
Organism: Adineta steineri
Lineage: Eukaryota; Metazoa; Rotifera; Eurotatoria; Adinetida; Adinetidae
Source: the annotation of a GenBank genome assembly
AUGUCCGUGAUUACUACACUUGCACUUAUUCAAUAUUAUCUUACAAAUAUAUUAGGAGGACUCCUUGUUAUUGGAGUAUUUGGUAAUAUAUUAAAUUGUCUUGUAUUUCUUCGAAAACGAUUACGUUCAAAUCCAUGUUCAGUUUUAUUUGCUGCUGCUUCUCUAGCUAAUAUUAUUGUAAUGAUAUAUUUUAUUAUUCCAACAAUUAACUCACUUUAUAAUACACCACUGGAAAAUUCAAAUUUAAUCUAUUGUAAACUUCGAUUAUAUAUUCGAAAUGCUUUAUUAGUUAUUUCACGAGCUUAUCUAUCAUUAGCUUGUGUUGCAUGUUAUGCACAAUCAUCACGAAAUGCUCGAAUACGUGAAUUAUGUCGAACAAAAAUUGUCAUACGAAUUAUUCUUAUUGUUCCAAUUAUUUGGUUUAUAAUUCCAUUACAUAUUCCUUUAACAACAACAAUUUUAAAUGGAAAAUGUUCAAUGUGGGCAGGUGUAGCAGCUCUUUAUCAUUCAAUUUAUAUUUGUUUUGUUGCUGCUAUACUUCCAACAAGUAUUAUGAUUAUAUUUAGUUUAUUAGCUUUUAAAAAUUUACAACAAAUGAAACGUAAUGUACGUCCUAUUAGUAUUCCAACAGAAGAAAAACAUACUCAAAAUACAGAAAAAAUACGUACACAACAACGUGAUCGACAAUUAAGCAAAAUGUUAUUUGUACAAAUUGUUGUUUAUAUGUGUUUUACUAUAGCUUAUCCACUCAAUACAUUAUAUAAUGCAAUUGUUUUAAUUAUUGGUGGAUCAAAAACAAUGCAACGAACAGCCAUUGAAAAUUUCGUUUUAUUUAUGACAUCUAGUUUUCUUUUGAAUUUUUACAGUACAGCAUCAUUUUUUGUUUUUCUUACAUCAAGUGCAUUCCGAAAAGAAUUACGACAAGUAUUUGCUUUUAUUCUACCUAAACCUCAUCCCAAUUUAAAUCAACGACGUGUUACACAUACAACAGCACUCGCUUGA